Messenger RNA from Lingula anatina, 2475 nucleotides. RefSeq names its product serine/threonine/tyrosine-interacting protein. NCBI's taxonomy places the organism in Eukaryota, Metazoa, Brachiopoda, Lingulata, Lingulida, Lingulidae. The record is from RefSeq and is a predicted model, not a curated record. Gene Ontology annotation, cellular component: nucleoplasm; cytoplasm. Gene Ontology annotation, molecular function: F-box domain binding. Gene Ontology annotation, biological process: negative regulation of SCF-dependent proteasomal ubiquitin-dependent catabolic process; regulation of ERK1 and ERK2 cascade; protein dephosphorylation.
UAAAGCUCAUCUUUUGUUUCCGGUGUCUCAAAAUUUAAGAUGAAGAGUAACAACAAUUUGUACCAAGAAAGCUGUAGUUAAUCAAUUGCACCAGGAAUGAUGAUGGAAACGUCGCCUAUGCCAUCCUCUCUUCCAAGUACAGAUAUGAGGGAUACAGAUGAUUGGCAAUACCAGAUGAGAUGGCAAAUGCAGGAAAUUUUACCAGGCCUUUAUUUAGGUCCAUAUGCAGUAGCAAAUAAAUCUAGACUCAACUACCUCAAAGAACAUCAGAUAACUCAUGUUUUAUGUAUACGGCAGACCAUUGAAGGAAAAUGUAUACGACCCAACUUUCCGGAUGACUUCAAGUAUAUGGUGCUUGACAUAAGUGAUAGUGUGACAGAAAAUAUUAUACAACACAUACCGAAGGUUAAUGAAUUCCUUGAUGAAUGUUUAAGUAAGGGUGGCCGUGCUCUUGUCCAUGGGAAUGCUGGGAUAUCAAGAAGUGCUGCAUUUGUAGUAGCCUAUGUUAUGGAAAGAUUUGGCUUGUCUUUCAGGGAUGCUUUUCGGCAUGUACUGAGCAAGAGGUUCUGCAUUAGUCUCAAUGAAGGAUUUAUACAACAACUCAAGGAAUAUGAGCCAAUCUACAAGGCCCGAUUGAUCUUCCAGAAUGGAGAACCAUCUCCAUCUUCCAUCUCAGGACGGACUAUGAAUAAACGUAAAUUUGUAGAGGACAGUGAAAUGGACACAGAUGAUACAGAUGACAUGUACUCUGCAAGUGGUUCUUGAUAGGGGAACAAUAACCAUGGCAACCCCACACAGGGUUCAAUACAAAGUUGAUCUCAGGAGGCUAGAUUAAAUCCACAAUGUUAAUAAAAUUGUGCUCAUUGAAGCUGAAGUGCCUAUGUGAUGGAUAGGGAAUGAUUUUGUCUGCUCUGAUUUGACUACACAUGGACAGAGAUACCUGACAGAUUAGUAAUGAGGAAUUUCUACUCUGCAGAUUAUUUUCUUAAGCUUAGACAUUAACUUUUGAUGACUGAAUAUGUAUCACUGCCAUUAGUUUGUUCCAUUAAGCUAAUUGUAAGCCACUUUAACCUACAUUAAAAAAAAUCCUAUAUUACCUUGGUGCCAUUUCACACAUUUAGUGUAUGUGAGUUGUCUUUAUUGCUUAUUCUGGAUAAGAUAAUGCUCUGAACUUGUUCCUUUACUGUCUUAACAAAAUGUAUCAUUAUCUAAAAGAUAAGUUUGGUGUAAUAUAUCCAGUCAAAAGUACUGGCAAUCAAACUUAUCAUUAUAUAAUUAUCAAGUGUUGAUUAAUUUCAAAGGAUUUGGAUUAGUUUCUUGUGUCAUUAUUAAAUAGAAAAGGAAAAAAAAGAAAAUCAGUUUAGUGCUUAAAAGAUCUCCCAAGUCAAAUUAUUGUUUUGGAUUAAGAAUUAUAUACCUGGAGAGAAAUAAAAGUACCAGAAUGAAUAUUAAUAAUCCAUUAUGCCCUCAGUUAAAUAUAUGUAUAUAUUCAGGACUUGAAAGUAAAAGUUUAGCAGGUUCAGAUGAUCUUGAACCAAGUUUAUUUUUGAUGGCAGCAGUGUUGAAUUGAAUGACAUACAUAAUUUUCUGUGUGUGUCAAGUGUGACAUGAAUAUGGCAAAUGAUUUCUUAUGCUUUUUGCUGAUUUUUUAAACAGUUUUCAUGCAGAUACUCUAGUGUCCAUACGGAAUAUUUCCAGAAUUAACUGGCUAUCUACUGAAGACGAUGUUUAUUGUAUGUAGAUUAGUUGGUAAAGCCUUAUGUUGAAGGUGUACAAGCACUUGUUUCAUUUUAUAUAUAUGCAUUAGAUAUAAAAAAGGUUUGUUAUAGAUUGUGAUUUAUAAGAGCUGUGAAAUAAAAAAGACUAGAAGAAAUAUUAUGUAGUUAGCAAUAACAAAUUUUAGUAGUAUGCUAAUUUUUAAGCAUGAAUGUGGAUAUUUUGAAUUAAGGCUGUCUCUGAUGUGUUUUGACAGGAUGUAUUUUUGGAAUAAAUAAUUAUUGAAAAUUGUUAGCACUACAACAUUCUUACCUGCCCAUUGUUUAUUUGUAAAUUGGUUGUCUGAAAAGACUAAUUUAUACUGAUUAUAUAUAGGGGUGAUUCCUUUGAUUUUGUUAUAGAGUGUGAUUGUUGGAUUUUUGGUAAAUUCUGAUUAUUUGUCAAAGUUAAAUUUUGUUUGUGUGUUUUGUCACAAGAUUGUACGAAGUUGUAGAACUGCACGCCAUAUAGAUGUAGGCACAUUAAAAUUGCAGGACAAAGAUAGAAAAACACUUGAAAUACACCAGUCCUCAAAUUUGAAUUAUGCAUUAUGAAGUUAAUUUACCUUAAGUAUAAAGAAAUGUUUGAGAAGGUAUUGCUAUUUUGUUGUUGUUGUGAUACAUCUACAUGUAUAUACAUUCUCUAAUGACAAAUGCUUACACAUGAAUAUCUAUUCGGGUUCAGUUUUGCGGUUUUUUGGCAUUGAAAUAAAAAGUAGAU